UUCAAGAGGUCCCUUGGUUCGUUCGCUGCCUAAUGCGGGACAGGGAAGGGGCCAGCGAGAAGCUCUAAGGGCGUGAGGUGGCUGUCCCUGGAGGGACCAGAGACAAUCCCGUACGGCUUCCCAGUCUGCAGCCGCCGUCCCCGUGGUCUUGGGUACGAUGUUUUCUGUUGGUGACACAGUACAUCCUUGCUCCCUCUGCCUCAGGCACUUACUCAGCCGAACAAGCGAACCCAACCCGAAAUCGAGAGUCCGCUCAGGAGAGAAGAUGCGUGCGCUGAUUCCAGAGCCCAGGCCUGGAGACCUGAUUGAGAUUUUCCGCCCUUUCUACAGACACUGGGCCAUCUACGUUGGCGAUGGAUAUGUGGUCCACCUGGCUCCCCCAAGUGAAAUCGCUGGAGCUGGUGCGGCCAGUGUCAUGUCUGCCUUGGCGGAUAAGGCCAUAGUGAAGAAGGAACUGCUGUAUGAUGUGGCUGGGAAGGACAAGUACCAGGUCAAUAACAAGCAUGAUGACAAGUACUUGCCACUACCUCCCAGCAAAAUCAUCCAGCGGGCCGAGGAGCUGGUGGGACAGGAGGUGCUCUACAAGCUCACCAGUGAGAACUGUGAGCACUUCGUGAACGAGCUGCGCUACGGAGUCUCCCGCAGUGACCAGGUCAGAGAUGUUGUCAUGACAGCCGGCAUCGCCGGAGUGGGCCUGGCAGCCAUUGGCCUCAUUGGAAUCAUGUUCUCAAGAAACAAACGGCAAAAACAAUAAUUUGAAGACACUGCCUUGUCAGCAGUGACUUUCAAAAUUGAGGGGAUCUCGUUUUGCUAGAGGGUUUGGGGUUUGUUUUAUGGAUUUCAUUCUGUUUUAUAAUAAGGCUUAUUUUCACAGAAUAAAAUAAAGC
Messenger RNA from Trichechus manatus latirostris (Florida manatee), 887 nucleotides. RefSeq names its product phospholipase A and acyltransferase 3 (gene PLAAT3). Bases 158 to 754 code for a protein of 198 amino acids. Gene Ontology annotation, biological process: N-acylphosphatidylethanolamine metabolic process. The record is from RefSeq and is a predicted model, not a curated record. The transcript has 4 exons. Lineage: Eukaryota; Metazoa; Chordata; Mammalia; Sirenia; Trichechidae. Gene Ontology annotation, cellular component: cytoplasm. Gene Ontology annotation, molecular function: A2-type glycerophospholipase activity; glycerophospholipid phospholipase A1 activity.